UUGAAGUCAGAAGAGAAAAAAGCAGCCAUAUGUAUUUUCAAAUCGAUUUGGUGAAGGACAAGGUAGAAUAAAACUGAAGCUGCUUGACUUCUGCUUCUAUAAAUUAUUGUCCAAUCUCAAGUUAGGUUCACCUUUCUAUUCAACAAUACAACGUGCUAAGAGGCUCGCUUUAAACAUGGCUUUAGCAGCUUCUCUACUCGUUCUUCUGCUGGUGACUCCAGCAGCUUAUGCCGUGCAAUACACCGUAGGCGACAGCGCUGGCUGGACCACCACCGGAGAUUACACCAGUUGGGUUCAAGGGAAAACAUUCACCGUAGGCGACACACUUUUGUUCAGCUAUGAUGGGAGCCAUGGGGUGGAAGAAGUAACCAAAAGUGACUAUGAUAAUUGCAACACUGGAAAUUCUCUCAAAUCCUACAGCGAUGGAAACACAGUCAUCGCUCUGUCCAAUACAGGGCCAAUGUAUUUCAUAUGCCCCACCAUUGGACAUUGCGCUGGAGGCAUGAAACUAGCCAUCAAUGUUGUAGCAGCCAGCGGCAACUCACCCUCCAACCCAUCAUCACCAUCUGGUUCAACCACUCCUUCAGGGAGCGGCGCACCUGGCAGCAUGAAUGGUGGUUUGAUGCUAGGCUUUUGGCUCGUGUUGGGGGCCGUCCUUGCCAUCACGAGCUAGGAGAGUGGCAGUGCUAUUUUAAUUGGCUUUGAUUAUUGCUUUUGUUUUCUUCAAUCUCUGUGAUUUUUUUUCCCUUUAUGAACCAGAGAUGUAGUAGAUUUCUGUUUAUUUGAUCUGCUUAAUAAUUUACCUUAAUUCAUGAUACGACAUGGUUUUUACUUGUAAUUUGAAGAACAAU
Messenger RNA from Durio zibethinus, 851 nucleotides. Its product is annotated as uclacyanin-3-like. Lineage: Eukaryota; Viridiplantae; Streptophyta; Magnoliopsida; Malvales; Malvaceae. The record is from RefSeq and is a predicted model, not a curated record. Gene Ontology annotation, molecular function: electron transfer activity. Gene Ontology annotation, cellular component: plasma membrane.